Parus major (Great Tit) is the source of this 2644-nucleotide messenger RNA. RefSeq names its product RAN binding protein 1 (gene RANBP1). Gene Ontology annotation, molecular function: GTPase activator activity. The transcript has 5 exons. Gene Ontology annotation, biological process: positive regulation of mitotic centrosome separation; nucleocytoplasmic transport. Gene Ontology annotation, cellular component: centrosome; cytoplasm; nuclear pore. The coding region runs from base 429 to 908 and encodes 159 amino acids. NCBI's taxonomy places the organism in Eukaryota, Metazoa, Chordata, Aves, Passeriformes, Paridae. The record is from RefSeq and is a predicted model, not a curated record.
AAAUUACUUUUCCAUAACCAAGAGCUAUUACUCCAAGGCCAAGCCUCUGCACAAUUCAUAAGUGGUAGGAUUAAAACACCUAGCACUGCGUGAGCAUCUUUUUGUUUCUUAGUGUAACUGCACAUUGACUUGAAAGUCAUUCGUUUUCAUAUAUAAUCAUAUUUCUCUACUGUUUGGGAUAUUUCAGUUACUAAGAUCUAGUUGCUGAUAAGUCAUAAAUGUUUUAAACACAGAUGUGAGUGCUUCAGGGUUUGGGUACAUAGCAAGUUUGUGUUAUCUUUUAUUCUCCUCAGGAAGCACAUGAGGAGCAUGAUACUUCUACUGAAAAUGCAGAUGAUUCUAACCACGAUCCUCAGUUUGAGCCCAUAGUUUCUCUUCCAGAGCAAGAAAUAAAAACUCUGGAAGAGGAUGAGGAAGAACUCUUUAAGAUGCGAGCAAAGCUCUUCCGGUUUGCAUCUGAGAAUGACCUUCCAGAAUGGAAAGAACGAGGAACUGGUGAUGUGAAACUCUUGAAACACAAGGAGAAGGGAACAAUUCGCCUCCUCAUGCGGAGGGAUAAAACCCUAAAAAUCUGUGCAAACCAUUACAUCACACCCUUAAUGGAGCUGAAGCCUAAUGCUGGAAGCGACAGGGCAUGGGUCUGGAACACACAUGCUGACUUUGCAGAUGAGAGCCCCAAGCCUGAACUUCUGGCAAUCCGAUUUCUAAACGCAGAGAAUGCACAGAAAUUCAAGGCGAAAUUUGAAGAAUGCAGGAAUGAAGUAGGCAAGACAGCAAAGAAAGCAGGCACAGACAAAAAUGAUAGUGCUGAUAAAGUUGCUGAAAAACUAGAAGAGCUUUCUGUAAAGGAAGAGAGCAGAGAAUCUGAGAAGAAAGAGACCAAGGAAAAAACUGAAGAAAAGCAAUAAAAUCAUCCUGGGCCUUGCCGUUUUUCCUUUACACUAUUUUUUUUUUUUUUAGGUUUUUUGGUUUUUUUGUUUUUCAUUUUUACAAGGGACUUUAUAUGGAACUGAAUUCAACAUUCACAUUGUUUUUUUCUAAGCUUUUGCCCUUUGGAAGGUGUCUUCAGAAAAAUUCAUUCCCCUGUCAUGAAAAUGUACUGUGCUAACAUUCUUUUCCAUAGUGGAAACACUUAUUUAUAGUCAUCCAAAAGAGUGAAUAAAACAAACUUGAAAACAGCAUCAGGGGACAGAACUGAGUUUUCUGUAUACUGUAAAGGCUUAUGAAUACACUUGUUUAGUUGAGCUACAUAUCAUCAUUCCUGUGGAUUAAGUAGGUUAACAGACUUUGUCAGGAGGGAAGAUUAGGAUUGUAUUUGUGUUUCUUAUAUGGCUUCUAAACUGUAAUCUAACAGACCUUUCACACCUGCUGCUGUGUGUACCUGACCAGGGAAUGUGCCUGUGCUUCUUGAAAUGCAGCAGACUUCUGGAAUCAGCCAAUUAGAGCAUUCCUGGCACGCUGCUGCUGCUGAUCCAUCAGACAGUGAAAUUAAAGAUGGGGGACAAAAUUUAUUAUGUCAGAUUUGAGAAGCAUUUUCCUCUCACAAAACAAAAUCUGUGCUUCCCUCCCCCCCCCCCAAAUUUGUUAAUAGUACAAAGGCUUGAUUCUAGCAGAAAGUUCCUCCUGUUGACACAGAUCUUCCAUGGUGCUGCUUGCUGACUGAAGGCAGCAGCAGCAGCAGCAGCAGCCUGUUACACUGAGGUGUGUGCAAAGGAAUCCGAGCUGUUUGAGUACCUUCCUGUGAGAUUCCCCUUGCCUUUUUUCCCAGGGCUUUGGAGCUCAUGUUUUUUACAAACUGGAGGAGUUUUGAACUUCUCAGAUGUUUGGUAGGGAGGCUGUCCCUCUUGGAGAGCAGCAGGCUGGAAUUCACUUUGGAACAGUCAAUUGUUGUGCACAUGCCUGAGGGACACCCUCCUUGCCAGAAUGGGCAAAUUGGUCAAAUCUCUUCCCUGCAAAUGUUUUCUGUUUACCCAGUUUCAAAUUAGUGGUAGAGAGUAAGAAAAAAAACAUAGUAAGCAAUAAAAUCAACACAAUUAAGUCUGAUAGAUAAAUUGAAUUUUGUUGUUAAAGACUAAUACAAGGAUUGUGUUAGGAUAGAGAUGAAAUUUUUAUAAUAGUUUCGAAAAUAAUUAUGAAAACUGGACAAAACUUGCUAAACUGUAAGACUGAAUGAUGUUAACAUGGGAUAGCAAGACCUUUUUGUUUUCAUAAAGAGGCUUUUAACUCAGGUUCUGCACUCUACCUGAGAAAAAUAUAUUUUUUAAAAAUAAAUCAAGUCUUUCUUCUUAGCACUGCCUUUUGAUGCUACAGUGAACAAGUCUUAAAUCUGGAACUGUAAUUAAGGUACUCACUUUAUUCACACAAAAUAAUUCCUUUGGUGUUUUGCACAUUCCCCUUCAACUACAGCAGAUAUCAGAAGUCUGUUAAUUAACAAAGAUGGUUGAAAGGCAAAAUAAAAUGCUCUUUAGUGUUUCUGGUUUGGAAAUAACAUGACAAAGCUAUUUUGAAGUAUUUAACAUUUGAAUGUAAAAGCCAAAUCUUUAUCCAUGAAUCACUGUAAAUGAUCUGAUAAUGUCAAACUGUGUCUAAAUUGAUAGAAAUUACUUAAAAAUUUCAAAAUAAACUUAAAUUUUCAUUUAAAGGA